AUUUAUCACCCAGCUUUAAACACUUGUACUGUACUUUUUAUAUGGAUGUGCAUAUUGAAGGGGCCCAUCAGUGUAGCCCAGCACAUUUUCAAUUAGGUCAAAAUUUGCAAACUAAACAAAAUUGACCCAAAAGUCAAAAUUGCAAUUACGUUCCCUUUUCGUGUAUUUUUUUUCUUAUCACGAGAACGACGAAGCCUUCGCCUUCACCCGACGACGCCUCCGCCUCCGCCUCCGGUCUUCAGUCGACGACACAGACGAAGUCUCCUACUCCGGCCAACAGCCGCUUCUGCCUCCUCCUUCUUUCACGUUGUUUACAGGUCUGAGGUUAUACAUUGGAAAUUUACCAUUACAUAUGGAUGAGGUACUAGUGCAAAGAACCAAGAGCAGGAGGAUCCGUAUGGUAGAAAGAAAAACCAGAAAAAUAAGUGUUGAUAAACCCAAAACGAAACAUCUUGAAGCAAGGCAUACAAUGGACCGUAAAGAAAAGAAAAAGAGAAGUGUGACAUUGAUCAGAGAUCAUUCCAAAGAAUAUCUAUCAAAUUUAACAGUUGAGUUUGAUCAAUUCGGUAGAGCUAUUGGACCUAACCGCUUUAAGUUCACCAGUUAUCGUGGAGUGACUACGAGGAAGAUGAUUUCUAUCCUUAUAGAUAGUUGGGAUUUAGUGGAUCAAUGUGACAAGGAUCAAUUGUGGUUGAACAUAAAGAAUUAUUGGCAUAUACGAGAUGAUAAUCAUAAAGCACAAGUACUUAGAGAUUGCAACACGCAAUGGAAGGCCUACAAGUCGGCGCUUCUUAAGUUGUGGGAAAAAGGUGUCAAUCCAGUAAAAGAAUACCCGUACCUUGACAAAGCAAUGUGGAAAAAGUUUAUUGUUCUAAAAUCCACGGAAGAAUUUGAGGAAUUAAGAAGAAAAGGAAGGGAGGCAGCAAAUAAAAACAAGAACCAUCCUCGGUUGGGCCCAAGCGGGUAUCGUGGUAAUGAAAGCAAAUGGGAUGAAGAGGCAACAUCUGGUGUAACAAUAAAAGGCCACAAUAUAUCAAGCAAGCGGGCAAGGAAUUUUCUCUAUGCCAGGAGAAAACGCAAUGCAUCGGGGCAGUUGGUUAUAACGCCAGAGACCGAACCUCUAGCAGAUAAGAUUAUCCAAAAAGAUAUUCUGAUAUCUCAAGGAGUGUUGGAGCUUGGACCUCGAUCUGAUCUACUGGCGGAGGUACUAGGACGGGAACAUUCCGGUCGCACGAGGGCAGUUGGUCAUAAUAUCGGAUUAAAGCAAUCAAUGAUUUAUAAAAGAAAAAAGAAAGAACAUGAGUUACCCGAUGUUGAACAGAUGCAAGAAAAGCUAGAGACGAGGAUGUUGAAUAGCAACUUUUAUGACAAGAUCAAAGAUAGGUUAAUGACUGAGAUGUCGGAACAAUUAGUACCGAUAGUGGUUGCUGCGUUGAAGAAAGAUAAGACAAUUGAUAUGGCGGAAGACACAAAUUUUUCUCGGGUGAAGACGACAAGUGUUGGAUCGAAGACAUCCACGACAUUGUUGGAUGAUUUGCAUAAGAUAACGGAAGCCACCGACUGUGAGUUGAUGCUACCAUAUGGCACAGUACGCCCAUCAUUAGCCAAAGGAACCGUCUUCCCUUUCGGAGAUGGUGUAAUUCAUUCGGUUCCUCUAGAAGCAGGGCACUUGAGGGUAUCAGUUGAUAUUAUCUAUGGAGAUCAUCAUUCUUUCCUUCUUCCAAUCUCGCCAAUUGAAGGUGUAUAUAAUCUAGGGCAGGCACUUCAUAGUUUUAUUCAAUGGCCUCGAGAUUCAAUUACUCUUAUUAAGAAAGAUAAAAGACCUCUCAUUGAACCAUUAUCAAUGUCGACCCAAGCUGCUCCUAUUCUUCAUGACCAGGAAAAAGAGAAAGAAAACGUGAAUGUUGAAGAAGCUAAAGAGCAGAAGAAGAAAGCAAAGAAAAAGCAAGAGUAUGAGAAAAAUCUUCCUAGAAAGAAAAGAAGGAAACUGGAAGCAUCUAAAGAGAUGAUGGGGGAUGAAGCAGAAAAUAGGGUACAAAAGGAAAAGUUAUACAAAACGAUGCAAGAACCCAUGAUGCCAAAGAAACUGUUUAAGAGCCACAACAUUCCGGAGUCGUUUCCUAUUGUGUCUGAACCCGGGAUCUUCAACGCUGCGAGUGUUGAAACCGUGAUUAGCUCAGUGGCCAUUAUGGAGAUGUUGAACAAAGAACAACUUGAUAUUAGUUGUAUUCUCUGGUAUCAAAUAAUGCUACAUUCACUCAUGCUUGUAUCAAGAAUGGAUAACAAAUGUGGUUUUAUAAACCCACAAUGUAUCACGUCUACGAGAUGUGAAUACGAUGAUAGGGGUGAAACAGAUCAUGUCAUCAAUGAUCUUGUUGAUAUGAUGAAUUUUCAUGAGGAAAAACAAUUUUUUCUUGCACCAUAUUGGGAAAGGAGACAUUGGAUGUUGAUAGUGAUUUGUCCUCAUCAAUAUAAAAGCUACAUUUUGGAUUCUGCAAGACAGACAAAGACAUUGAAAGACUACACAAUAGUUGAACAUGUGAAUAAGGCUGUUACAAGGUUUAAAAAAACAAAAACCAACAAAUCACGUUUGUGUCCAAUGACUUGGAUUUUCCCCAAGUGUAAUCAACAAUUGUCCGAUUGGGAGUGUGGUUACUACGUUAUGAACUGGAUGCAUGAGUUUGUACUUUUUCGACAACAUGGAUUUCCGAAAAACAUUUGGAAGGACAAAAAACCAUUUUCUAGUGAGGAAUUGGAGGAACGUGUUAAAACAUGGAUGAGAACUUUUGGUGAUAAAGUGAAGCCUUUUUGUAAGGCAUACAAUGAAUCAACCACAAAGGGGAAAGAGAGGUUAGAGGUGACAAAGGGGAAAGAGAGGUUAGAGAUGUGACAUUAACAAAGUUUUUUCUGUUUAAUGAACUAAGUUCAUUGUAAUUUUUUUUCUAUUUCUGAAAAUGAAAACAUGAUCACUGAUGUCCCACUUCUUAUGGUUGGAAUGGAAUCAUAUAGUAGGUUUGUAUUUUGUAGAGAUUGAUCCAUGUGUUCCAGAGCAUCCAUGGACUGUAAUUGACUGUUUGGAGUGGAAUUGGAAUGGAAUUGGUGUAUUAGAUGUGAGACAUCAAGUACGGUUGUUUAUUGGUGUAUUAGAUGUGUAUAUAUGGCGUAUUAGAUGAUUGUAUGCAUGCGAUGGUUGUAAACUAGAUAGGAUAAUAUAAUACGGUCAAAUAGCCGUACUCUAUUAUGCAUGUAAUCUAAUACACCCCUCUACUAAUACGCCCUCUAUGUACGUAUUAUAUUCACAAUUUCAACCGUACUCUAUUAACCUUUUUCUAAUAGUGGAAAACCGCUCCUUGGCCACGACAAACCACCUCAAGACAAGAACCAUCUGGUCGAACCCUGACUCGGCCAGCUAAGGGAUAGUAAGGGACCAGAGCUCGACCCAACGCGGCCUUGACACGAGCGGUGAUGUCAUCUCUAUCCAUCCCAUUGAACCGCAGAGGGCGGUAGAUCAGCAGGUACUCAAUUGUGAAACGUAGAAAGAGCUGAGAAUCGACAGCAGAAAGCUUGAGAAGAUGAUUAGCAGUCGGAUCUGAAGGAUUGAUUAAGACUGCUUCUUUCACUUGUACCUCAGGGGCUGAUCUUGCCGUGGCGGUCAUGGCGAAGGUGUAUGAAGACUAAACACUCCUAUAUGCACAUAGAUACAUGCAUGUAUAUAUAUGUAUAUGUGUAUAUGUAAUG
Lactuca sativa (garden lettuce) is the source of this 3738-nucleotide messenger RNA. RefSeq lists its product as uncharacterized. The record is from RefSeq and is a predicted model, not a curated record. Lineage: Eukaryota; Viridiplantae; Streptophyta; Magnoliopsida; Asterales; Asteraceae. Gene Ontology annotation, biological process: proteolysis. Gene Ontology annotation, molecular function: cysteine-type peptidase activity.